UCUCCAGGGUCUGACUUUGUAGUCCGUGGUAGUGAGACUAAAAAAGUAAGCAAUGGAUAAAAGAAAGGAUGGAGUGGUCAUAGAUGAGCAGAGAGGAAAAAAGACAGAAGGAGGGGUGGGAUGGACAGAGAGGUGAAGAUAAACUGCCCACUGCAGAUUAUUACGGGACAAGAGAGGGCAAGAGAAGCGAGUGAGAGAGGGAGGGAGAAAGACCUGAACUGUACAGUACAAGUUGGAAGAGAUAGAAGCACUUGAUGCUGACUCUGUGGAAAGCGAAUGAAAAGAUGAGGAUGCUUCAGAAGCCCUAAGACAGAGGAGAAGACAAUCUGCAUUACUCCCUCCUUUCAGAAAUCCACAGGACCACUCCCAAGACGUAACUUCAAACUUGAUGGACCAUUUAACAAGAUUCUGAAGGAGGCCAAAAACUAAAAAGGAACAUAUUUAGGAUUCCCUGCUGUGGAUUUACGCCCCGUCCUGGUUAAAGGUGGAUAUGACUGCUCCUCUACAUCCAUGCAUGCUAUGAAGGAUUUUCCUGUUUUUUUCCACUGCCACAAGAAGUACUUUGUAGCAUUACUGCUGAUUUUCACCUGGUUUAAUAGACAGGAGGCCUCUGAAUGCUUUGGAUGUCAAUGUCAUAUUCAGCAGGUUGCCCAGAAUUCGAGAUGCCAGCUUGUCCUUGACAGAUCCCUCUUCUCCCAGUCUUCAGUGUCGCAGUUACAAAGGAAGUGCCAGAUGCUGAUCCAGCAUAUAACUAAACUGAAUAUUACUCUAAUGACUGGUUCAUGGACUAUGAUUUGAGUUUGAGGCACUAGGGUGUACAUUUGUGUCAAAUUUCCGUGUCAAAUCAAAACCAAGAAGAUCAAGAUUUAAGAGCCACUUAGGACUUGUGAAAUAUGAUCAUUUCGAAAGUGUGUGUGUGUGUCCAAUGUUCUUGUCCAUCAAAGUCGCAAUUCCAAAUUGUUUUUCUAUGGAUCUAAUGAAAGAAUUUCUCUAGGCUUGUCUCUUGUGCCUCUUAUGUUACACCGCAACUUACACCAGUGGAUCAACAGCCUGGAAUACUGCGAAAGCUGCAGCAUUGCUGCAGUAGCUCUUCACGGCAGAGUUUAAAAUGCUCUUGUCUGUUGUUGACUCUUGCAAAUAACAUUUGUGGCCAAGAAUGGCUUUUACACAUCUGGUCUGUGUAAGAGAACUGCAAUCCAGCUCUUUAUUUAUGCGAUGGGGCUCUCAAGAAGAAUGACCUAACAUGGAAAGACUGACUUCUACUCGCAUAACUAAAAUAAAUGUAACUAGACAGAACUGCCUUUCCCAUACACCCAGAGGUCUGCUAGGUUGACGUUCUGCCAUAAAUAUCCCCUGAUUUUCCCUUUUAAUAUUCAUCUUAGGAACUGAUUAAAUUAAUUGCCACUUUCCUUUCGAGUGCCCCUACUUCUGCUACCAUGUUAUAUUGGCUGAUUUGACUUUGUUCCUUCUUAGUAUGCACUAGCGAGCCCCUCCUCACUUACAGAUUAAUACGAUCACUUCCAUUAAUUCUUGAAGUUCUUGUGCCAAGAGCCUUAAAUCAUUGCAGUCAUGAGUAUUCAGGGAAUGGAACUUUUUGCAAUUGGAGUGGUCAUCGUACUUUUUGUGGCUGUUCUAAAGCAGUUCGGCAUUCUGGAACCCAUGUCGUUGGAAGAGAGUAGUGACAGUGACCUCGAGCUGUCGACGGUGAGACAUCAGCCCGAGGGUCUGGAACAGCUGCAGGCUCAGACCAAAUUCACCAAGAAGGAGCUGCAGUCCCUCUACAGGGGCUUCAAAAAUGAGUGCCCAAGUGGUUUGGUUGAUGAGGAAACUUUCAAGACCAUCUACUCUCAGUUCUUUCCCCAAGGGGAUGCCACCACAUAUGCCCAUUUUCUGUUUAAUGCAUUUGACCUGGACAGAAAUGGCUCAAUUCGUUUUGAGGACUUUGUGAUUGGUCUGUCAGUGCUGCUGAGAGGAACGGUCACUGAAAAGCUCAGCUGGGCUUUCAACCUUUACGACAUCAACAAGGAUGGAUACAUCACUAAAGAGGAGAUGCUGCUAAUCAUGAAGUCAAUCUACGAUAUGAUGGGCAGGUAUACCUACCCCAGUGUGAGAGAUGACACUCCAUCUGAACAUGUGGAGAAGUUCUUCCAGAAAAUGGACAGGAAUCGAGAUGGUGUGGUCACUAUUGAGGAGUUUAUUGAGACCUGUCAGAAAGAUGAGAACAUCAUGAACUCCAUGCAGCUCUUUGAAAAUGUGAUAUAGAAUGUGAGUGGAACAAUCUCAAACUAAAAGAAACCCUUAAUGUCCCCAAACAGCACUCUAAACCAUGUCUAUAUACCAAAAUAGCAAAGCAGUCACUCUCUGCCCUGUCCUGUAGCACUACUCCCAUGCCUGCUGCACUCUGUAGAAUCUUAUAGACUAACACAUACAGUAGGCUACUGUAUGUUCUCACAGUUUGUACUUCACAGUGGGACUUCUUUAAAAAUACAAGACAGAACAGCUGGGAUCCCUCUUGUGGCUAAACAGUGGCAAUCAUGCGGUGGAGCUUUUGGAUCAGAAUGAACAAUUGUAUCACUGCUUUAUGGAUUCCAAUGGAUUCCACCCUGGACUGCUUUCUUCUGCCUUUUGAAUGAGGGAAAUGACAACACUAGAUCUCAACAUUCCAGAUACCACUGUACAGUAAUUAUGGAUUUCAAGGGACCCAAAGUAAUCUUUAACACUAAAGACAAUUUAAAGCACAUCAGAGACUACACAAGCAGUGAAAAAUAUUAUAUUCACCAAAACAACAAAAUAAAUGUGAUUGGGGUUGGGGAGGGAGGGGUGGACAUGAAGCAUGUGAGAUAUUAGUGAUUUUCUUGCAUGGAGACUGACAACGUUGUACACUUUCUUCCUUGUAAGCCUGUAGGUCUCACUGAAGACUGUCAGCAACCUAAAGAAACUGUAUGCGUGAAGUAACAGUGUACCCGUGUUUAUAAGUUCUGCUCAGUCCUGGAUUGCACAAAUCAGUUGGACCAGGAUGAUUUGUUUGGUCACAUUUGAUUCUUGCACAGAAAUUAUAUUUAAAAUAUAGGCAUUUUAGGAGGUCUGCUUUAACAUUUGACUGAAGUAUGUGUGAUUUAUUUUAAGGAAUGCAUUUGUCAAGCAGUGUCAAGUGGAAUGCAGGGUUCGGGCACAAACUGAAAUACCCAGUUUAUUAAUAAUGUGGUUUACAAAUUUCAUUAAAAUGAUUUAGAUUUUGUUAUAUAGGUUAUAUUUGAAACAGACUGAUUUAAAUAUGUGAGAGUGUAAUGUUUCAUUGUGGGUUCCCACAGUCAUGGUAAUCCUGGAAAUAUCAAGGAAUUUUGAAAUUGUGGUGGAAAAUUACAUCUUGGGAUUUUGGAAAAGUCAUGAAAAAUUACACAUUCCAAUAGUGAAAUAUAUAUGUUUCUCAUUAUGCUCAGCUCUGAAAUAUGUCAUUGUCUAGAAAUUGCUCUUUGUGAGUGCAAUCUUUAUCAAUCAAUAACAAAUGACUGAUAAUCAUGGAAAUUUAUUGGUAAUAAUAUGUGGGAACCCUGGUCUUUAUGCUUCCAUGGAGCACAGUAAUAAAGCAUACAAAAUGGGUAAUUCACUUCC
Molecule: messenger RNA, 3612 nt
Organism: Myxocyprinus asiaticus (Chinese sucker)
Lineage: Eukaryota; Metazoa; Chordata; Actinopteri; Cypriniformes; Catostomidae
Product: calsenilin-like
Exons: 8
Coding region: 1570-2262 (230 amino acids)
Biological process (GO): regulation of potassium ion transmembrane transport; negative regulation of transcription by RNA polymerase II
Cellular component (GO): voltage-gated potassium channel complex; nucleus
Molecular function (GO): calcium ion binding; DNA-binding transcription repressor activity, RNA polymerase II-specific; potassium channel regulator activity
Source: RefSeq, a predicted model, not a curated record